UGUCAAAAAGUACCUGUCAAAAGUGUCAAACAAAAAUUGAAAUUGAGACGAAAAGAAAACAUGCGGAAUUUACGAAAUCAAAAAUUAGAUUCGAAAUCUAAACACAAAAAGAGAAAAACUAAAAUACACUUAGUUUUUGAUGAAACUAAAAGAAGGGAAUUUCUUACAGGUUUUCACAAAAGAAAACUUCAACGUAAGAAAGAAGCCAAAGAAAAUUUCGAAAAAGACCUAAAAGCAGAAAGAAAGCGUAUUAAAUCAGAAGCUAAAGAAUCAUACAAAAAGUUAGUAGUGUCUCACAAACCUAUUCCAGAAUUAGAGGACUUGUUAAGUGAAAAACAUGAAAAUGAAGAUGUAACAGUGAAAAUAGUUGAACUGUCAACAAAUGAUAUAGCUAAACAAAGCAAUUGGAUUGGUGCCAAUCAACCAAAAUAUGAAGAAGAAAUUGAAGAAUCAGAUAAUGAAGAACAGCCUGUAAGCGAAAUUCCAGGAAUGGAACUUAAACGCAAGCCUUUACCAUCUAAAAAGGAAAAAGAAGUCAUCAAAUUUAAUUCUGAAAAAGAUAUAAAAAAGGCUUUAAAAAAAGAGGCAACAAAAAAUGUAAAAAAAAGUAAGGUGUUCCAAAAGAAAAAUCAGAUGGAGAGUAAAAAGCAGAGAAAGAAGUCUAUGCAGAUGAAGAAACAGAGAAUGAAGAUUAGAGAUAAAGGGAAAGCAAAGAAGGGUGGCAGAGGUAGAAAAAAUGUAGAAUCAAAUUAAGAUUAAAUAGGAAAAUUAGUUACUUUUUAUGUUUGGUUAUCAAAAUGAAUUAAAAUAUCAACUCCAAAUUUUUGUUAAAUUUGUGAAACUACAGAACUAUUGCAAUUUUAUAACUUUCACUUUUUGUAUGAGUAAAAUUACAGAAAUAUCUAC
This is a messenger RNA of Psylliodes chrysocephalus, 906 nucleotides long. The record is from the annotation of a GenBank genome assembly. Lineage: Eukaryota; Metazoa; Arthropoda; Insecta; Coleoptera; Chrysomelidae.